Molecule: messenger RNA, 1131 nt
Organism: Marasmius oreades (fairy-ring Marasmius)
Lineage: Eukaryota; Fungi; Basidiomycota; Agaricomycetes; Agaricales; Marasmiaceae
Exons: 8
Coding region: 1-1131 (376 amino acids)
Source: RefSeq, a predicted model, not a curated record
AUGUCCACUUCUCAUUUCAAUCAAUGGUCGGGUUCUAUCGAGAAGAUUGGGGAUGAAUUCGACAUUCUUAACCUGGCAACCGACAUCUCUACCGAUUCCAAUGGCAAAGCACGAUUCCCUGCCAUUCUCAUGGACAAUUUCAGACCAGUCGACUUGUGCCAGAUUCUUGCAGAUUGGAUGACUACGUUAUGGGUACAAAGUGGGCAGAGGGCGCCUCUACCGUUUGCUAUGCAACUCAGUGACCCUACGGACAAAAACAAAAUCUCCAGUGCUGACAUCACCAACCUAUCCUCUCACCUUGUCAACAACUAUACACUCAAUGGUCAAGUCUUCACCCUUAUCCCAUCAGAACAAGCAACAGUAAAAGAUAAUGCUUAUAUGACCUACGACAACGUUUCUCAUAGUCAACGUAGCAACAACAAACAGGUUGAAGGGAAGAAUGGCGUGGAUGCUGAAGUGGGUCAACACAGUCAGGACAAAGGGAAAGCUAAGGCCUACGACAACUCCUCUGAUUCAUCGACAGAUUCUGAAGAAUCCGAAGAAUUGGAAUCUGAUGGCAAUGAAGAGCACCACCACAAGAUUGGGGCCAACGAUGAACAGGAGGAAGACGAGGAGGAAGACGAGGAAGACGAGCUACCUAGUCCCUGCAAUCGCAAACUGGAAGACACUGUAGAACAAGGACCUACUACGCUGUACCAUUCUUUGCCCCCUGUAGUAGAAAAGGGACCACACCCUAUGCAAUGCCAAUCUCAUCUGACCCCAACCCCUGCUCCAGAACCCCCUAUUCCGCUGAUCGAUAUUUCUUUUGACGUUGAUCAAGAUGCUGAGCAGACAACAGUCAAGGUGAAGAAAAACAGCCGCAACACAUCAAUGACUGUACCUCCCCGGACUCGAGGUGCUGCUAAGGCAGGAAAACUGGAAGCCGAACAAUGUCGACCAUCCUGUUCAGCAGCAGGGAAAGUAAAAGAGAAGACCACAGAGCAGUAUGGGCUAAAGCAAAACUGGGGAGGACCAUCAGGCACUAUUGGAGCCAGCGCAUGUGGGAAUAUGGCAGGAUCUAAGAGGAAGAGAAACAAAGCACAAGGUUCAGGGCAGGAGAGGGUUCAGAAGAAGUCGAAAAGGAUUAUCUAA